CCCUUGAAGAUCUGCCAAGGUGACUGUGAUAAGGACAGUGACUGCGAAGGAAGUCUAAAAUGCUUCAUGAGAGAUGGAGGUGAGGCCGUACCCGGUUGCAGUGGAGGUGAGGACGUGGCCAGUCGUGCGGACUUUUGCUACGAUCCAAUGCCCACUACUUCUCCUGUCGCAAUGGCCACUACUUCUCCUCCCACGUCUUCUCCUGUUACAAUGGCCACAUCAUCUCCUGUUGCAAAACCCACAUCAUCUCCUGUUACAAAGCCCACAUCAUCUCCUGUUGCAAAACCCACAUCAUCUCCUGUUGCCAUGCCCACGUCUUCUCCUGUUGCAACGCCCACUGCUGGGGGACCCAGUGUGGUAGUUGUUGGAGACAAUGGUACACCCUCAUCUGCUUUUCCCUUGAAGAUCUGCCAAGGUGACUGUGACAAGGACAGCGACUGCGAAGGAAGUUUAAAGUGCUUCAUGAGAGAUGGAGGUGAGGCCGUACCCGGUUGCAGUGGAGGUGAGGACGUGGCCAGUCGUGCGGACUUUUGCUACGAUCCAAUGCCCACGUCUUCUCCUGUUGCAAUGCCCUCUGCUGGGGGACCCAGUGUGGUAGUUGUGGGAGACAAUGGUACACCCUCGUCUGCUUAUCCCUUGAAGGUCUGCCAAGGUGACUGUGAUAAGGACAGUGACUGCGAAGGAAGUCUAAAAUGCUUCAUGAGAGACGGAGGUGAGGCCGUACCCGGUUGCAGUGGAGGUGAGAGUGUGGCCAGUCGUGCGGACUUUUGCUACAAUCCAAUGCCCACUACUUCUCCUGUCGCAAUGGCCACUUCUUCUCCUGUCGCAAUGGCCACGUCUUCUCCUGUU
Molecule: messenger RNA, 849 nt
Organism: Phaeodactylum tricornutum CCAP 1055/1
Lineage: Eukaryota; Bacillariophyta; Bacillariophyceae; Surirellales; Neidiaceae
Product: frustulin 5
Exons: 2
Source: RefSeq, a predicted model, not a curated record